AUGCACCGCACGCUCAUACGCUGCACCGCACGCUCAUACGCUGCACCGCGCGCUCAUACGCUGCACCGCGCGCUCAUACGCUGCAUCGCCCACUCAUACGCUGCACCGCCCGCUCUUACGCUGCACCGCCCGCUCAUACGCUGCACCGCCCGCUCAUACGCUGCACCGCACGCUCAUACGCUGCACCGCCCGCUCAUACGCUGCACCGCCCGCUCAUACGCUGCACCGCACGCUCAUACGCUGCACCGCCCGCUCAUAUGCUGCACCGCCCGCUCAUACGCUGCACCACCCGCUCAUACGCUGCACCGAACGCUCAUACGCUGCACCGAACGCUCAUACGCUGCACUGCCCGCUCAUACGCUGCACCGCCCGCUCAUACGCUGCACCGCACGCUCAUACGCUGCACCGCACGCUCAUACGCUGCACCGCCCGCUCAUACGCUGCACCGCCCGCUCAUACGCUGCACCGCCCGCUCAUACGCUGCACCGCCCGCUCAUACGCUGCACCGCCCGCUCAUACGCUGCACCGCACGCUCAUACGCUGCACCGCCCGCUCAUACGCUGCACCGCACGCUCAUACGCUGCACCGCACGCUCAUGCGCUGCACCCGCUGCACCGCACGCUCAUACGCUGCACCGCCGGCUCAUACCCUGCACCGCCCGCUCAUACGCUGCACCGCCCGCUCAUACGCUGCACCGCCCGGUCAUACGCUACACCACCCGCUCAUACGCUGCACCGCCCGCUCAUACGCUGCACCACCCGCUCAUACGCAGCACCGCCCGCUCAUACGCUGCACCGCCCGCUCAUACGCUGCACCGCCCGCUCAUACGCUGCACCGCCCGCUCAUACGCUGCACCGCCCGCUCAUACGCUGCACCGCCCGCUCAUACGCUGCACCGCACGCUCAUACGCUGCACCGCCCGCUCAUACGCUGCACCGCACGGUCAUACGCUGCACCGCACGCUCAUGCGCUGCACCCGCUGCACCGCACGCUCAUACGCUGCACCGCCGGCUCAUACCCUGCACCGCACGCUCAUACGCUGCACCGCCCGCUCAUACGCUGCACCGCCCGCUCAUACGCUGCACCGCCCGCUCUUACGCUGCACCGCCCGCUCUUACGCUGCACCGCCCGCUCAUACGCUGCACCGCCCACUCUUACGCUGCACCGCACGCUCAUACGCUGCACCGCCCGCUCAUACGCUGCACCGCCCGCUCAUACGCUGCACCGCCCGCUCUUACACUGCACCGCCCGCUCAUACGCUGCACCGCCCGCUCAUACGCUGCACCGCCCGGUCAUACGCUACACCAACCGCUCAUACGCUGCACCGCCCGCUCAUACGCUGCACCACCCGCUCAUACCCAGCACCGCCCGCUCAUACGCUGCACCGCCCGCUCAUACGCUGCACCGCCCGCUCAUACAGUGCACCGCCCGCUCAUACGCUGCACCGCCCGCUCAUACGCAGCACCGCCCGCUCAUACGCUGCACCGCCCGCUCAUACGCAGCACCGCACGCUCAUACGCUGCACCGCCCGCUCAUACGCUGCACCGCACGCUCAUACGCUGCACCGCCAGCUCAUACGCUGCACCGCACGCUCAUACCCUGCACCGCACGCUCAUACGCUGCACCGCCCGCUCAUACGCUGCACCGCCCGCUCUUACGCUGCACCGCCCGCUCAUACGCUGCACCGCCCGCUCUUACACUGCACCGCCCGCUCAUACGCUGCACCGCCCGCUCAUACGCUGCACCGCCCGGUCAUACGCUACACCAACCGCUCAUACGCUGCACCGCCCGCUCAUACGCUGCACCACCCGCUCAUACCCAGCACCGCCCGCUCAUACGCUGCACCGCCCGCUCAUACGCUGCACCGCCCGCUCAUACAGUGCACCGCCCGCUCAUACGCUGCACCGCCCGCUCAUACGCAGCACCGCCCGCUCAUACGCUGCACCGCCCGCUCAUACGCAGCACCGCACGCUCAUACGCUGCACCGCCCGCUCAUACGCUGCACCGCACGCUCAUACGCUGCACCGCCAGCUCAUACGCUGCACCGCACGCUCAUACCCUGCACCGCACGCUCAUACGCUGCACCGCCCGCUCAUACGCUGCACCGCCCGCUCUUACGCUGCACCGCCCGCUCAUACGCUGCACCGCCCGCUCAUACGCUGCACCGCACGCUCAUACGCUGCACCGCCCGCUCAUACGCUGCACCGCCCGCUCAUACGCUGCACCGCACGCUCAUACGCUGCACCGCCCGCUCAUACGCUGCACCGCACGCUCAUACGCUGCACCGCCCGCUCAUACGCUGCACCGCCCGCUCAUACGCUGCACCGCCCGCUCAUACGCUGCACCGCCCGCUCAUACGCUGCACCGCACGCUCAUACGCUGCACCGCCCGCUCAUACGCUGCACCGCACGCUCAUACGCUGCACCGCACGCUCAUGCGCUGCACCCGCUGCACCGCACGCUCAUACGCUGCACCGCCGGCUCAUACCCUGCACCGCCCGCUCAUACGCUGCACCGCCCGCUCAUACGCUGCACCGCCCGGUCAUACGCUACACCACCCGCUCAUACGCUGCACCGCCCGCUCAUACGCUGCACCACCCGCUCAUACGCAGCACCGCCCGCUCAUACGCUGCACCGCCCGCUCAUACGCUGCACCGCCCGCUCAUACGCUGCACCGCCCGCUCAUACGCUGCACCGCCCGCUCAUACGCUGCACCGCCCGCUCAUACGCUGCACCGCACGCUCAUACGCUGCACCGCCCGCUCAUACGCUGCACCGCACGGUCAUACGCUGCACCGCACGCUCAUGCGCUGCACCCGCUGCACCGCACGCUCAUACGCUGCACCGCCGGCUCAUACCCUGCACCGCACGCUCAUACGCUGCACCGCCCGCUCAUACGCUGCACCGCCCGCUCAUACGCUGCACCGCCCGCUCUUACGCUGCACCGCCCGCUCUUACGCUGCACCGCCCGCUCAUACGCUGCACCGCCCACUCUUACGCUGCACCGCACGCUCAUACGCUGCACCGCCCGCUCAUACGCUGCACCGCCCGCUCAUACGCUGCACCGCCCGCUCUUACACUGCACCGCCCGCUCAUACGCUGCACCGCCCGCUCAUACGCUGCACCGCCCGGUCAUACGCUACACCAACCGCUCAUACGCUGCACCGCCCGCUCAUACGCUGCACCACCCGCUCAUACCCAGCACCGCCCGCUCAUACGCUGCACCGCCCGCUCAUACGCUGCACCGCCCGCUCAUACAGUGCACCGCCCGCUCAUACGCUGCACCGCCCGCUCAUACGCAGCACCGCCCGCUCAUACGCUGCACCGCCCGCUCAUACGCAGCACCGCACGCUCAUACGCUGCACCGCCCGCUCAUACGCUGCACCGCACGCUCAUACGCUGCACCGCCAGCUCAUACGCUGCACCGCACGCUCAUACCCUGCACCGCACGCUCAUACGCUGCACCGCCCGCUCAUACGCUGCACCGCCCGCUCUUACGCUGCACCGCCCGCUCAUACGCUGCACCGCCCGCUCAUACGCUGCACCGCACGCUCAUACGCUGCACCGCACGCUCAUACGCUGCACCGCCCGCUCAUACGCUGCACCGCACGCUCAUACGCUGCACCGCCCGCUCAUACGCUGCACCGCCCGCUCAUACGCUGCACCGCCCGCUCAUACGCUGCACCGCCCGCUCCUACGCUGCACCGCCCGCUCAUACGCUGCACCGCCCGCUCAUACGCUGCACCGCCCGCUCAUACGCUGCACCGCCCGCUCAUACGCAGCACCGCCCGCUCAUACGCUGCACCGCCCGCUCAUACGCUGCACCGCCCGCUCAUACGCAGCACCGCACGCUCAUACGCUGCACCGCCCGCUCAUACGCUGCACCGCACGCUCAUACGCUGCACCGCCCGCUCAUACGCUGCACCGCACGCUCAUACCCUGCACCGCACGCUCAUACGCUGCACCGCCCGCUCAUACGCUGCACCGCCCGCUCUUACGCUGCACCGCCCGCUCAUACGCUGCACCGCCCGCUCAUACGCUGCACCGCCCGCUCAUACGCAGCACCGCCCGCUCAUACGCUGCACCGCACGCUCAUACGCUGCACCGCCCGCUCUUACGCUGCACCGCCCGCUCUUACGCUGCACCGCGCGCUCAUACGCUGCACCGCCCGCUCAUACGCUGCACCUCCCGCUCAUACGCUGCACCGCCCGCUCAUACGCUGCACCGCUCGCUCAUACGCUGCACCGCCCGAUUCUACGCUGCACCGCCCGCUCAUACGCUGCACCGCCCGCUCCUACGCUGCACCGCGCGCUCAUACGCUGCACCGCCCGCUCAUACGCUGCACCGCCCGCUCAUACGCUGCACCGCCCGCUCAUACGCAGCACCGCCCGCUCAUACGCUGCACCGCCCGCUCAUACGCUGCACCUCCCGCUCAUACGCUGCACCGCUAGCUCAUACGCUGCACCGCUCGCUCAUACGCUGCACCGCCAGCUCUUACGCUGCACCGCCCGCUCAUACGCUGCACCGCCCGCUGAUACGCUGCACCGCCCGCUCUUACGCUGCACCGCCCGGUCAUACGCUGCACCGCCCGCUCAUACGCUGCACCGCCCGGUCAUACGCUGCACCGCCCGCUCAUACGCUGCACCGCUCGCUCAUACGCUGCACCGCCCGCUCAUACGCUGCACCGCCCGCUCAUACGCUGCACCGCCCGCUCAUACGCUGCACCGCCCGCUCAUACGCUGCACCGCCCGCUCAUACACUGUACCGCCCGCUCAUACGCUGCACCGCCCGCUCAUACGCGGCACCGCACGCUCAUACGCUGCACCGCACGCUCAUGCGCUGCACCCGCUGCACCGCACGCUCAUACGCUGCACCGCCGGCUCAUACCCUGCACCGCACGCUCAUACGCUGCACCGCCCGCUCAUACGCUGCACCGCCCGCUCAUACGCUGCACCGCCCGCUCAUACGCUGCACCGCACGCUCAUACGCUGCAACCGCACGCUCAUACGCUGCACCGCCAGCUCAUACGCUGCACCGCCCGCUCAUACCCUGCACCGCACGCUCAUACGCUGCACCGCCCGCUCAUACGCUGCACCGCCCGCUCAUACGCUGCACCGCCCGCUCAUACGCUGCACCGCACGCUCAUACGCUGCACCGCCCGCUCAUACGCUGCACCGCCCGCUCAUACGCUGCACCGCCCGCUCAUACGCUGCACCGCCCGCUCAUACGCUGCACCGCCCGCUCCUACGCUGCACCGCCCGCUCAUACGCUGCACCGCACGCUCAUACGCUGCACCGCCCGCUCAUACGCUGCACCGCCCGCUCAUACGCUGCACCGCCCGCUCAUACGCUGCACCGCCCGCUCAUACGCUGCACUGCCCGCUCAUACGCUGCACCGCCCGCUCAUACGCUGCACCGCCCGCUCAUACGCUGCACCGCCCGCUCAUACGCUGAACCGCCCGCUCAUACGCUGCACCGCCCGCUCAUACGCUGCACCGCCCGCUCAUACGCUGCACCGCCCGCUCAUACGCUGCACCGCCCGCUCAUACGCUGCACCGCACGCUCAUACGCUGCACCGCACGCUCAUACGCUGCACCGCACGCUCAUGCGCUGCACCCGCUGCACCGCACGCUCAUACGCUGCACCGCCCGCUCAUACCCUGCACCGCCCGCUCAUACGCUGCACCGCUCGCUCAUACGCUGCACCGCCCGCUCUUACGCUGCACCGCCCGCUCUUACGCUGCACCGCCCGCUCAUACGCUGCACCGCCCACUCUUACGCUGCACCGCCCACUCUUACGCUGCACCGCACGCUCAUACGCUGCACCGCCCGCUCAUACGCUGCACCGCCCGCUCAUACGCUGCACCGCCCGCUCUUACACUGCACCGCCCGCUCAAACGCUGCACCGCCCGCUCAUACGCAGCACCGCCCGCUCAUACGCUGCACCGCCCGCUCAUACGCAGCACCGCACGCUCAUACGCUGCACCGCCCGCUCAUACGCUGCACCGAACGCUCAUACGCUGCACCGCCAGCUCAUACGCUGCACCGCAAGCUCAUACCCUGCACCGCACGCUCAUACGCUGCACCGCCCGCUCAUACGCUGCACCGCCCGCUCUUACGCUGCACCGCCCGCUCAUACGCUGCACCGCCCGCUCAUACGCUGCACCGCCGCUCAUACGCUGCACCGUACGCUCAUACGCUGCACCGCCCGCUCAUACGCUGCACCACCCACUCAUACGCUGCACCGCCCGCUCAUACGCUGCACCGCCCGCUCAUACGCUGCACCGCCCGCUCAUACGCUGCACCGCCCGCUCAUACACUGCACCGCACGCUCAUACGCUGCACCGCCCGCUCAUACGCUGCACCGCCCGCUCAUACGCUGCACCGCCCGCUCCUACGCUGCACCACCCGCUCCUACGCUGCACCGCCCGCUCAUACGCUGCACCGCCAGCUCAUACGCUGCACCGCCCGCUCAUACGCUGCACCGCCCGCUCAUACGCAGCACCGCCCGCUCAUACGCUGCACCGCCCGCUCAUACGCUGCACCGCCCGCUCAUACGCAGCACCGCACGCUCAUACACUGCACCGCCCGCUCAUACGCUGCACCGCACGCACAUACGCUGCACCGCCCGCUCAUACGCUGCACCGCACGCUCAUACGCUGCACCGCACGCUCAUACGCUGCACCGCCCGCUCAUACGCUGCACCGCCCGCUCAUACGCUGCACCGCCCGCUCAUACGCUGCACCGCCCGCUCAUACGCAGCACCGCCCGCUCAUACGCUGCACCGCCCGCUCAUACGCUGCACCGCACGCUCAUACGCUGCACCGCACGCUCAUACGCUGCACCGCCCGCUCAUACGCUGCACCGCACGCUCAUACGCUGCACCGCCCGCUCAUACCCUGCACCGCACGCUCAUACGCUGCACCGCCCGCUCAUACGCUGCACCGCCCGCUCUUACGCUGCACCGCCUGCUCAUACGCUGCACCGCCCGCUCAUAUGCUGCACCGCCCGCUCAUACGCUGCACCGCCCGCUCAUACGCUGCACCGCCCGCUCAUACGCUGCACCGCACGCUCAUACGCUGCACCGCACGCUCAUACGCUGCACCGCCCGCUCAUACGCUGCACCGCCCGCUCAUACGCUGCACCGCCCGCUCAUACGCUGCACCGCACGCUCAUACGCUGCACCGCACGCUCAUACGCUGCACCGCCAGCUCAUACGCUGCACCGCCCGCUCAUACCCUGCACCGCACGCUCAUACGCUGCACCGCCCGCUCAUACGCUGCACCGCCCGCUCAUACGCUGUACCGCCCGCUUCAUACGCUGCACCGCACGCUCAUACGCUGCACCGCCCGCUCAUACGCUGCACCGCACGCUCAUACGCUGCACCGCCCGCUCAUACCCUGCACCGCACGCUCAUACGCUGCACCGCCCGCUCAUACGCUGCACCGCCCGCUCAUACGCUGCACCGCCCGCUCAUACGCUGCAACCGCCCUCUCAUACGCUGCACCGCCCGCUCAUACGCUGCACCGCCCGCUCAUACCGCUGCACCGCCCGCUCAUACGCUGCACCGCCCGCUCAUACGCUGCACGCCCCGCUCAUACGCUGCACCGCCCGCUCAUACGCUGCACUGCCCGCCUCAUACGCUGCACCGCCCGCUCAUACGCUGCACCGCCCGCUCAUACGCUGCACCGGCCCGCUCAUACGCUGCACCGCCCGCUCAUACGCUGCACCGCCCGCUCAUACGCUGCACCGCCCGCUCAUACGCUGCACCGAACCGCUCAUACGCUGCACCGAACGCUCAUACGCUGCACCGACCGCUCAUACGCUGCACCGCCCCGCUCAUACGCUGCACCGCACGCUCAUACGCUGCACCGCACCGCUCAUACGCUGCACCGCCCGCUCAUACGCUGCACCGCCCGCUCAUACGCUGCACCGCACGCUCUACGCUGCACCGCACGCUCAUACGCUGCACCGCCCGCUCAUACGCUGCACCGCCCGCUCAUACGCUGCACCGCCCGCUCAUACGCAGCACCGCACGCUCAUACGCUGCACCGCCCGCUCAUACGCUGCACCGCACGCUCAUACGCUGCACCGCCCGCUCAUACGCUGCACCGCACGCUCAUACCCUGCACCGCACGCUCAUUACGCUGCACCGCCCGCUCAUACGCUGCACCGCCCGCUCUUACGCUGCACCGCCCGCUCUUACGCUGCACCGCCCCGCUCAUACGCUGCACCGCCCGCUCAUACGCUGCACCGCACGCUCAUACGCUGCACCGCCCGCUCAUACGCUGCACCGCCCGCUCAUACGCUGCACCGCACGCUCAUACGCUGCACCGCACGCUCAUACGCUGCACUCGCACGCUCAUACGCUGCACCGCACGCUCAUACGCUGCACCGCCCGCUCAUACGCUGCCACCGCCCGCUCAUACGCUGCACCGCCCCGCUCAUACGCAGCACCGCCCGCUCAUACGCAGCACCGCCCGCUCCUACGCUGCACCGCCCGCUCCUACGCUGCACCGCCCGCUCAUACGCUGCACCGCCCGCUCAUACGCUGCACCGCCCGCUCAUACGCUGCACCGCCCGCUCAUACGCAGCACCGCCCGCUCAUACGCUGCACCGCCCGCUCAUACGCUGCACCGCCCGCUCAUACGCAGCACCGCACGCUCAUACGCUGCACCGCCCGCUCAUACGCUGCACCGCACGCUCAUACGCUGCACCGCCCGCUCAUACGCUGCACCGCACGCUCAAUACCCUGCACCGCCCGCUCAUAA
Closterium sp. Naga37s-1 is the source of this 8766-nucleotide messenger RNA. Lineage: Eukaryota; Viridiplantae; Streptophyta; Zygnematophyceae; Desmidiales; Closteriaceae. The record is from the annotation of a GenBank genome assembly.